AUGAGGGGGCGCUGGCUGCUUGAAGUGAAUGUAAAUACGAUAGGUAUACAGUGCAGCCAAUGAAAAUGAAAUAUAACAAUUACCAGUUUGUAACCAACGGUUUUUGAAUUCGAACUUCAAUGGUGGAACCGUUUUGACAAUUGCAGCGUAUUGCAGUACGCGUUGAUAGAACUAUACAUCUUUUCAGAAAAUUCACUGAAGGUCAGAUAUGUGAUUUGUGAAUAACAUUGCAAAGUGCUGUGAUAUUUCUCUUAUCAUGCCAUCCACACAAAUGGAUGACACUCUAGCAUCGAUCAGACCUUCAAGUAACGAAACAAUGCAAAAGUCUACCAUCUAUGAGAGAGACCCCAGCAUUCUAGCAUGUGGGCAGGUGAAUGUUCCUUUGAAGCAGAGUAACAAAAAAUUACAAUCUCUUUUUGAGGAUGAGGAAUCAGACUCAAGAGGGUCGUACUCCUCAUUACAAUCAAUAUCAGCUUUAUCCAGUACUAUUAGGGUCUACCUUAGGAUGAGGCCAUUAACAAAGAAAGCAGAGUUGACCAAAGAACAUGAAAUGGCCUAUGAGAUUUUGGAUUCGAAUACAUUAUUGACCAGACUUCCUAGUCCAGACUUUAAUUGUAGUUCAUUCAAGAGACCCAAGGGAAAUGACACGUUGUCUAGAAAGUUUACAUUCACUUCUACAUUUGGACCAGAAACAACUCAACGGCAACUUUUUGAGACAAUAAUUGAACAACAGAUGAUUAAUCUUUUGAACGGACAAACUGGAACUGUAAUGAGUUAUGGAACAACUAAUGCAGGAAAAUCUUAUACCCUUCAGGGAACCACGUCCUCUCCGGGUAUAAUACCCCGAGCGUUAGAAUUCAUUUUUAACAAUUUAAAUCCGCGACCUGUUCCGUGCUAUAAGCCUCUCUACAACACAGAAGUUGUUAGUCUUGAUGCAAGUGAUCAAGCCUAUGAGUUGGACUUGAAAGUGAAACUGCUUUCGUUUGGGCCGAUAGAUAAAAGUCAAUACAUUCAAGCUUACAUGGCUAUGCAACAAAUUUUACAGAAUGAGUCGCCACAAAAGCCCUGCAAAAUCAGUGACAGUGAUUAUUCAAUUUGGGUCUCAUUUGCUGAAAUAUACAACGAGACUAUUCAUGAUUUGCUGUCGAAUGAUUGCCCCAAAAAGAGGGUACCUUUGAAAUUGGCUACCGAUAGCAAUGGAAAGGCAUUCAUUAAAGGCCUUAAAAUGGUAUGCGUAAAUUCUGGCUCAGAGGCAUAUCAGCUUUUGAUGGCGGGUCAAUAUAACUUGAAAGUCGCAUCUACUACUUUGAAUGCACGAAGUUCUCGCUCUCACUCUAUUUUCACUGUCAAACUGUUGAAAUAUCACAAGGAAAAUUCACCGGCACAUGUAGAAGUUAGCACAUUUUCGUUCUGCGAUCUGGCUGGAUCAGAACGAUUAAAAAAAACGCUGAACGCUGGCGAGCGUUUAAAAGAGGCCCAAAAUAUAAACACGAGUCUUCUAGUUCUCGGGAGGUGUUUGAAAUCCAUUUUUGAAGGGCAAGUAGCAAAGCCCAAGUAUGAAGUAAUAGGACCAUUUAGAGAGUCCAAACUAACCCGAUUAUUCCAAAGUGCUUUGUCCGGAAAAGAACAUAUUGCUCUUAUUGUAAAUGUCAAUCCUUCUCCUGAUUUGCAUGUCGAAACUCAAAAUGUUCUGAAUUUCUCUGCCAUCGCUAAACAAAUAGUCGUCGAACCUGUUGCACGUGCCAAAAGAAGGACUUCUAGUACAAGGUUCUCGCAACUUGUCUCGCAGAGUAUCAAGACUGUUACUGAUUGGGACUUGACCAAAUUUGAGAGUGUUAUAGGGGAUGAAUCUUGUGCAAGCACGGAAAGAGCAGAAUAUAUUCAUCUGGAAGAAUAUGAUGAAGUAGUGAGGGAGAAUAAGAAAUUGAAAAAGGAAAUAGCAAAGCUAAAAGUAUCUCUACUGAACACAGACUUUGAAAUUCGUGACGAAAUGUCAAAAAUGUACUCCGUUAUAAUCUCAGACCUCGAGACGAACUUCAAAAAUCGAUUACAAGAUAUGGAAGAACAGCAAGAAGAAAUGCUUGAAUGGUCGGUAGAGCAACUCAAAGAUUAUUACGAGGCUAAAUUAAACCUAUUAUCGCAAAGACAACAAAGCAGUCUCAGUCUCAGUACUGAUGCUGAGGAAAAUGCCAGUAUCGAAGAACUUGAGGCUGAGAAUACACAGCUCACAGCCAAAAUUGAAACUCUGAAAAAAAGUGUCAAGGAACUACGUGAAUCUGAAGAGAAAUUGAAACUAGAAAAUAAUCAUAUUGUUCUCGAACUUUCUCUGGUGAAAAAAGAUCUGCAGAAUUGUAGAACUCUCUUGAUCGCUGCCCAAAAUGAUAUCAGCUGCAGCGAAGAACCCAGCAGAAUUAUUGAAGAGCUUAAAAAACAAUUGUCUGCUCGAGAGGAGCAAAUCAAGUCCCUGAAAGAGUAUUUAGAUGAGGCAAAAGCAGAAUGGUUGCGAAUCACUGAGGUUGAAUCAGAACUGGAAAAGACCAUCGAAAAGAGAGAUGAACAGCUAAUGAAAGCAACAGAAUUGAUAGCUGAUCUUUCAGAACAAAUUGAGCAAGCUAACAUUUGUUUAGUAGGUAGUACAAAGAAUAUUGAGGAUCUUGAAGAAAAGCUAGAGGCUUAUGCCAAGGUCUUAGCCGAUGCUGAGGAAAAAUCGCAUAAUGCUGAGGACAGAUGGCAUAAAUCGGAUGCUAAUUGUUUGGUACUUUAUAACGAGAAAGAGAAGUUACAGAAAUGCUUGGACGAAGAGAUUGCACGCGCUCAAGAUACCCAAGUAAAUAGUGCUGCUGACGAUUCCAUUAAGAAAGAACAGUUAUUAGAACUCGGAAAAUUAAAAGACGAGCUUGGUGGUAUAACUCUGGAAGUGAAGGAUUUGAAAGAGUUAAUUGCAAUAAAAGAUGAAAAGAUGGAAGGCUUGAAAUCCAAAGUUCUCGACGGAGAAAACGAAAACGCAUUGCUGAAGCAGAGAUUACUUCAAAGCAGCAAUCAUACGAAAGAUCUCCGGGAAGAAUUAAAUUUGACCAAAGCUACUCUAUGUGAAAUUACAGAGCAAAUAAAAAGUUUGAAAGAUGUUGAAGCAGCAAAAACUGCAAGUAAAAACGCAGACUGCCAAACUAGCUUCGUGUUUAGUGAUGAUGCAAAUGCAAAAGAUAAUUGGGACACCAUCAAGAUCGAAGUGAUUAAUGAUGAGUAUGAACCUCAGGAUGAAAGUGCUAAACUUCUCAAAGUGAUUUCGAGCAGAAUGAUUGAAAAUAAGGUCGACAAAAUAGUGAGCCCAAAAGUCAAGAAGUUUGAAGGAGAUCAUGGUGAUCUGAAAGAAGAAAAUCCGUCUGAGUCUGUACUUGUGAAAGAAUUGAGCCAAAAAUUGAGUGAUGCUGAGCAGCGGUACGUUUCCUUACAAACUUCAUUUGAAAGUUGUCAACGAGAGAUCGCAGAAUACAAAAACUCGUUACAAUUGGUUGAAAGUGAAAUGCAUAACUCGGGAACCCAAUUGAUUAAUACUAUUAAAAAGUUGGAAGAAACCGAACGCGAAAAAGAAGACCUAACAAGUAAAUUAAUGCAGUACGAGAUUGAGCUCCUAGAAUUGCAAAACUAUAAAAAACAUUGGGAAGAUAAAGAUAGGGAAAAAUCAGAGGUGAUGGAAAUAACUUUGAAAAAGGUUGCCUCCUUGGAAAUUGAAUUAUCGAAAACACUUGAAAAAUUACAAGAAGUAUCCACCAAGUGCAUAUUAGAACAUAUAAAUUACAUUACCAAUCUGGAAAAUGACAUCUCUGCUGCCAAGCAGAGAGAUGCGGAGAAAGAGCAGCUUUUAAAGAGCCAUGUUGGCAAGAUUACAAAACUUGAAGAGAACCUUGAAGAAAUAGGCGAUUUGCAAAAACAAAUAGCAAUGUUAGAUGAUCAAUUGAAAAUAUGUGAAGCUGAAAAAGCUCAUUUGCAAAUAAAACUAGAUAAGGACUACGAACAGUUAAAAUCAUUGGAGAAUGAAUUACAAGCAUCAAUGAGCCGUGAACAAGAAAAAGAAGCAGAAACUCUAUCUCUACAAAGAGAGAUGAAAACUUUGAUUCAACUGAAUUCAAGAGACUCGGUAAUGGAAAAGGAGGUGAAAGAUACGCUGCAGGAAUUGGAAAGAGCUAAAAAAUCUCUUGCUGAAACUGAGGCAGCUUUGAUAAGACUUGAUAAGUCGUCACAAUUGAAAAUAGAGAAAUUGGAAAUGCAAAUUCAGACUCUGGAACAAAAUGCUGAUCAUGUAGCUCUGCUGCAUGAAAGUGCAAAUGAUAAAGAAGCUGAUACCAAACUAUUGAGAAUAAAAUAUGAUGAUUUAAGGCGAAAGUUUGAUGACAAAGAACGUGAAAUGGAAUCGUUCAGUAAGAACCGAGAUGAGACCAUUCAGAGGUAUGAAGCUUUGGUCGAACAGCUCCGAGAGGACAUCAGUAAAAAUACCGGGGAGCUUAAGAAGUCCCAAUCCAUGGAGGAAGAAAAAGAAAACGUGGUUCAUACUUCGGAGGAUGAAAGUACCAAACAUGAGGUACACUCGAAACAAAGACGAAGAAAAAACGUACCUGGUCUAAUUGCCCAAACAAAUGCAGACAUCGAAUUGUCUGGCUCUGAACGUAGUGAGUCAAAGAGAGUAACGAGACGAACUGCUCUAGCACUACCAACCAUUCCUUCCUCAGAAAAAAGGAAACCAAGAAAAAAAAAACUCUUCGCACUUCAAGAAGAUAAUUACUUGGAUCUCGAAGCAUCUGAGUGCGUGCCCAAACCAGAACCAGCAAGUUCUCCGCCAAUGCCGUCACGUAUCUUAAGGAACAGAAGAAAAUAAUUUUUUACAUUAGUAAGCCUAGUAAGCUAAAUAUUUGCAUUACAUAUUUAACCAUAACCCAUUCCAUUAUACCGCUAUGCUAUAUUGUAUAACUUCUCUCAUUGAAUACAAAAAUCCGUACGGAUUUACGGAUGUAGGAAAAAAAGUGAUACAAUAAUUCCUUAUGUAGCAUAAUUUUUGAAGGACCUGAUUUACUUUUUU
This is a messenger RNA of Athalia rosae (coleseed sawfly), 5074 nucleotides long. Its product is annotated as kinesin-like protein KIF20B. The coding region runs from base 257 to 4873 and encodes 1538 amino acids. NCBI's taxonomy places the organism in Eukaryota, Metazoa, Arthropoda, Insecta, Hymenoptera, Athaliidae. Gene Ontology annotation, molecular function: ATP binding; microtubule motor activity; microtubule binding. The record is from RefSeq and is a predicted model, not a curated record. Gene Ontology annotation, biological process: microtubule-based movement; mitotic spindle organization. The transcript has 16 exons.